Drosophila obscura is the source of this 2352-nucleotide messenger RNA. RefSeq lists its product as uncharacterized. Gene Ontology annotation, molecular function: nucleic acid binding. The coding region runs from base 1 to 2352 and encodes 783 amino acids. Gene Ontology annotation, biological process: DNA integration. The transcript is spliced from 4 exons. NCBI's taxonomy places the organism in Eukaryota, Metazoa, Arthropoda, Insecta, Diptera, Drosophilidae. The record is from RefSeq and is a predicted model, not a curated record.
AUGCAAAUCCUGAGGUGGCGCGUCUUUCGCUACGUUUUCAAUGCCGACAUCAACAAGAUGUAUCGGCAAAUCCAAGUGGCUUCCCAACACACGCCCUAUCAGCGAAUACUGUUUCGCGACCGUAACGGGGACGUGUGUGACUACGAGCUCACCACUGUCACUUUCGGAGUCAACUGCGCACCGUACCUCGCCCUCCGCGUCCUCAAGCAACUCGCACAAGAGGUGCGUCCACAGCUGCCGAUGGCAAGCGUCAUCCUGGAGAGCGACAUGUACGUGGACGACGUGCUCGCUGGUGCUCACUCUCAGUCUCAGGCAAUUUCCGCCAUUGCUGAACUACGCGAAGCACUCGACUCUGCAGGGUUUCCGCUCCGAAAGUGGACAGCUAACCAUAAGGGCGUCCUGCGCGACAUUCCAGUCGACCACUUACUCCGCGCUGACUUCCUAGAGCUGGAAGAGAGUAGCAUCGCUAAGACGUUGGGAAUCCGAUGGCAAGCCAGUGCCGACGAGUUCUUCUUUUCGCCUCCCGCUUUAAACGAGCGACAAUCCUGCACGAAGCGCAAUGUGCUGUCCCAGAUCGCGCAGCUCUUUGAUCCAGCGGGAUGGCUUGCCCCCUUUCGUCGUCCAAGCGAAAAUAUUUAUGCAGGAGAUUUGGUUGAGAGACUUUCCGGCCAUCCAAGGGAUCCGCAUUCCGCGGUGGUUACACGUCUGUCCGAUGGCCAAGUCUCGUUGCCUAGACUCGAGCUGUGCGGAGCUGUCCUUCUGACAGAACUCUCCGUGGCCAUCCUUCCUCAAAUGCCGCUCGACGCCAGCCAGGUGUACUUUUGGACCGAUUCCACUAUUGUGUUGGCCUGGUUGAACAGGCCGGCAUGUGAUUGGACCACGUUUGUAGGGAAUCGAGUCGCCAAAAUCACUCGCUGUUGGCCCCGCGAACGAUGGAGCCACGUCCGAUCCGAGGACAACCCGGCCGACCUCGCCAGUCGAGGGCUCGGACCCACUGAACUGGUCGGCAAUGACAUGUGGUGGCAUGGCCCUGCGUGGCUGCGUGGUCCGCAGUCGGAGUGGCCUUGUCCACGAGGCUCAAUCCUUGAGACCGACUUGGAGAAACGAGCCGUCAAGGUUCACCACGCCACUGACACCGCCUCGGACAUUCUCAGCCGAUUUUCCGAAUUCGGACGCGCUCUGCGCGUGAUCGCCUACGUUCGGCGGUUCGGCCUGCGCGUCAGAGGGCAAGCAACGCCAGUCCACGUAUCCACAGAGCUAGACAAUAAAGAGGUCGCUGCAGCUCUCCAAGCUGUCACCAUCACGACCCAACGCUUCCAUUAUACGGCGGAGCAUCGCUGUCUUGUAAACAAGCAGCCACUUCCGACUACGAGCUCUCUUCAGAACCUCAAUCCGUUCCUGGACCAGAACGGGGUCAUGCGGGCAUGUGGCCGGGUCCGAGCCUCGGCAUCCAUGACCUACAACGAGCGGCAUCCAAUCCUGUUGCCACCCGCAUGCCUCCUGGUUCGCCUGCUGGUUCGAUUCACCCAUCACGUAUCCCUACAUGGUGGGAACCAGCUGGUCAUCCGCCUUCUCCGGGCAACAUACUGGAUCCCUCGACUACGUCACGUCGUGAGGGCAGUAAUCCACUCCUGUAAGGUCUGCGUCAUCCAUCGCAAGCGACUCCAAACCCAAUUAAUGGGCGACCUUCCUUCCUCACGAGUUACAUUUUCGCGGCCGUUCACAUACACCGGAGUCGACUUCGCCGGGCCGUUCGACGUGAAAAGUUUCACAGGACGCGCCUGUCGCAUCUCCAAGGGGUAUGUGUGCGUUUUCGUUUGUUUUACCACGAAGGCCAUCCAUUUGGAGGCUACGUCCGACUUGUCCACCGACACUUUCCUAGCCGCCUUCGCCCGGUUCGUCGCGAGACGAGGCUGUCCCCACGAAGUCCACUCCGACAACGGGAGGAAUUUUGUCGGCGCAUCCCGCUCUCUGGCUGUGGACCUUCUCGAGGCCCUCCGCACUCGGACCUCCGCGGUGUACAGCCAGCAGGGGCUCACGUGGCGAUUCAUCCCUCCAGGGGCCCCACAUAUGGGGGGCUUAUGGGAAGCGGGUGUGAAGAGCUUCAAGGCUCUUUUCCAACGAGACCUCGAGGUUGGAGACCUCGUGGUGAUCAAGGAGGAGAACAUCCCCGCUCAGGAAUGGCGUCUCGGCCGUGUGCAGAACGCGUAUCCUGGAGCCGAUGAUAAGGUCCGUGUGGUAGACCUACUCACGGCCCGCGGCCUUAUCAAGAGACCGAUCACGAAGGUGGUUCUGCUGCCUAUGGAAUCGGAUGUCCUGUCCACCUACUCGCGCGGAGGCUCCGAUUCAUAA